This is a messenger RNA of Culex pipiens pallens (northern house mosquito), 331 nucleotides long. It is a transcript of the gene BORCS7, whose product is annotated as BLOC-1-related complex subunit 7. Gene Ontology annotation, cellular component: BORC complex. The transcript has a single exon. The coding region runs from base 11 to 328 and encodes 105 amino acids. Lineage: Eukaryota; Metazoa; Arthropoda; Insecta; Diptera; Culicidae. The record is from RefSeq and is a predicted model, not a curated record.
CAGCUCAAAAAUGGCCUCCGCCUCCAGCAGCAGCGCAAAGAACCUGUUCAGCGACUCCAAGCGCCGUCUGGCGGAACGAGUUGCCGUGAAUGUGAACAACGCCUCCUCGGUGGCUCGCCAAAUCGUGCGGGGCUCCAAGUCGAACGAAAUCCUGAUGCAGGCAGCGAAAAACUUCGCCUAUCACGAGAGCACGGUGGACAAUAGCAUUCAAAAUUUGCGCAAAAUGGACAUCAUUUUCCAGCAUCUGAACUAUCAGUACGAGGCCAUCCAGCAGGCGGCGGAAAAGCUGGAAUAUGUGGAGGAGCAGGUUGGGGCGAUGGAAAGAUGAUAA